AUGGUAUCCUUCAAAGCCUCUCUAUUACUCUGGCUUGCCUCAAUAGCUGCAGCACAAGGAGAUCCGAAGAAUGUCGAACCAGAUACUUUCUACCCUCGUGAACCUGACUCAUCUUACUCCUACCCGAGUCCUAAUGCUACGGGAAUCGGUGGAUGGGACAUUGCUAUUGUGAAAGCAAGACGCUUCGUCUCCCAGCUGACAACGAGAGAGAAGGUCGGCCUCUGUACCGGAAAUGGCUUUCCUCCAAAUCCAGAUAAUCCGGACCGUCUAUGCCAGGGCCAGACCCAGCAAAUACCUCGUCUUAACUUUACUGGCCUUUGUUACAUCGAUAGUGACACAGGUAUUGGAAAUUCUCAUUCAUAUGGAACUGGAUUUCCACCAGGAAUCACAGCAGCUUCGACCUGGAAUCGCGAGCUCAUCCGAGCCCGCGGGUUUGCUAUUGCAACCGAGCACAAGAACAAAGGUGCUCAUGCUGUACUAGGUCCAGUCCUUGCCCUUGGCCGCACUGUCGGCGGAGGUACCAACUUCGAGGGCUUUGGGAACGAUCCUUAUUUGAUUGGCGUUGCCGGCCAUGAGACUGUCAUUGGACACCAGGCUGCUGGCGUGCAAGCCGUUCCUAAACAGUAUCUGGGCUAUGAUGGCCAGCAGUACAAUCGGACUUAUUACUCCAGCAACAUCGACGAUAAGACCUUACACGAGGUUGAAGUCUGGCCCUAUGCAGAAGCUGUACGGGCUGGCGCCUCCUGCGUAAUGAGCAGUUAUCCUUAUGUGAACAACUCUCAGGCCUGCCAGAAUGCUCAUCUGCUCAAUGAUGUGCUCAAGACACAUCUGGCCUUCCAGGGCUAUACUCAGACAGACUGGUUUGGGCUGAAGGCUGGCGUUGACGCGUUCAUGGCCGGUAUGGAUCAGGAUAUGCCCGGUGUUGCGGCUGCCGAUGGGGACUGGGGCUUUUAUGGCGCCAAUCUCACCUUGGCUGUGAACAAUGGAUCUGUGCCAGAAUGGAGAUUGAAUGAUGCGGCCACCAGAGUUAUGACUCCUUACUUCUUGCUGGGCCAAGAUCGCGACUACCCUGAGAUCAACCUUGUUGAUGAUCCGCGCAAGGCGAUUGUUGAUAGCCAGCGCCAGCGGCAUAGAACGUUAGCUCGGGAGAUUGCUGCAGCUGGAACUGUUCUAUUGAAGAAUGCCGACGGGAAGCGUGGGCUGCCUUUGAAGAAGCCUACUACCAUCGCUCUCUUUGGAAAGGCUGCUGGCCCUAAUCCGUACGGACCCAACCAAUAUGGAUACGGAACUGGUGUGUUGCCUUCGGAAUGGAGCACUUUAAAUGGCUAUGCUGGUGACUCCUUUACGAUUGGUAUUGGCCAAGGCACACUAGCUGAAGGCUCAGGCUCGGGCUCAACAUUUUAUCCUCGCUUAGUCGAUCCUUUAAGCGCGAUUCAAAGUCGAGCGAACCAGGACCUUACACUUGUAGAUUGGUCUUUGAGUAGCAAUCUCACCUUCGCCAAAACUGUAGCCAAACGUGGCACAGUAUGCAUCCCCGUUGUGGCUUCAACCUCGGGUGAAAGUCUCGAUCGAAACAUUACCCUGAUGCACGAGGGUGACGCACUUGUCAAUGCGGUCGCUGACAAUUGCGACAACACAAUUGUCAUAGUCCAAUCAGUUGGCCCUGUUGACAUGGAGAAAUGGAUUGACCACCCCAACGUGACAGCCGUCGUCUGGGCUAACCUUGGUGGCCAAGAGCUCGGCCCUGCCCUAGUUGACAUCCUCUACGGUGAAGUAAAUCCAUCUGGCAGACUGGUAUACACAAUCGCGAAGAACGUCAGUGACUACGCCCAGCCAAAAAUUGUCACAGAGCCACAGCCCUACCCUCAGAUCAACUACACUGAGGGUGUAUCGAUUGACUACCGAGGCUUCGAAAAAGCCGGCAUCGAGCCUCGCUUUGCAUUUGGGCAUGGCCUUUCCUACUCGACAUUUACGUACACGGGUCUCCAUGUCUCCAAACACGGUGGACUGAACAAUGCCCUGCGAACCCCAAUUGAAUAUGUGGGAAACGCACCAGGAGGGGAUAUGGCGCUCUAUGAUGUAGCGAUCAUCGCCGAAGUGAAGAUUCGAAACGAAGGACCAUACGAUGGUACUGAAAUUGCACAGCUCUAUCUAACAAUGCCCACACAAGCAGGCAAUCCUACCAAAAUCCUCCGUGGCUUUGUCUCUAUUCCCGUCCGCGAGGGAGAAACUCAAACUCGCAAAAUAUACCUAACUCGCAAGGACAUCAGCUACUGGGACGUAACGAAACAAACAUGGGUUACCCCGAACGGAAUCUUUACCGUUCACAUUGGUGCGUCAUCGGCUGAUAUUCGGGUAAGCUCGACUUUCGUCAUUUGA
Penicillium nucicola is the source of this 2379-nucleotide messenger RNA. RefSeq names its product beta-glucosidase. The transcript has 4 exons. Gene Ontology annotation, biological process: glucan catabolic process. Gene Ontology annotation, molecular function: beta-glucosidase activity. Bases 1 to 2379 code for a protein of 792 amino acids. The record is from RefSeq and is a predicted model, not a curated record. Lineage: Eukaryota; Fungi; Ascomycota; Eurotiomycetes; Eurotiales; Aspergillaceae.